UAAAGGAAGCGCUUCAGUGGCUGGACAGGGAGCAAAUAGUUGAGAAAUAUCGAAUCCAGCGGAGAAACGCAGACGGCUACGUUCAGGGAAGUUUAACCAGGCUCGUACCAUAAUUUGACUUCUUAGCUAACACAGACAGUUUAUACGUCAUAUUUGUUUAACAGUUAGGAUCAAGGGAAAGUAUCGGUUAAGAGAAGCAAAUGGCAGAGAUACGAAAAAAGCUGGUCGUAGUCGGCGACGGCGCCUGUGGAAAGACCUGCUUGCUGAUUGUGUUCAGCAAAGACGAGUUUCCUGAGGUCUAUGUGCCAACUGUAUUUGACAACUAUGUGGCCGACAUUGAAGUGGACACCAAGCAAGUCCAACUAGCACUGUGGGACACGGCUGGACAAGAGGACUACGAUCGCCUUCGCCCGCUAUCCUAUCCGGACACUGAUGUCAUCCUGAUGUGCUUUUCCGUGGACAGCCCGGACUCCCUCGAAAACAUCCCCGAGAAAUGGGUGCCAGAGGUAAAGCACUUUUGUCCCAACGUGCCCAUUAUUUUAGUUGCCAACAAAAGAGACUUGCGCAACGACGAGAAUGUUAGGAGCGAGCUGUCCAGAAUGAAACAGGAACCAGUGAAAACAGAGGACGGGCGCGCCAUGGCCAUGCGCAUUGGUGCUUAUGACUAUUUGGAGUGUUCUGCUAAAACGAAGGAUGGUAUUCGGGAGGUGUUCGACACUGCGACACGUGCUUCUUUACAGAAGAGAUCAAAACCCUCCAGCGGUUGUGUGAACUGCUGUCUGUUGUUGUGAAUGAACAGCUAACGUGAGCAAUAAUGUCUCUUACGUUAAUGUACGGCUGCCAACACCACCAAGACCUGUUGUCAUUGUGCUUGAAAAGAUGCAUGACCAAGUCUGUCUCCCAUUAGGCUAAAGACUUUCUUUUGAGCCGGUAGCCAUGAGAAAUGUAAUAAUCCUCAGAUUGUGGAUCAUCUUGAUCUAUUUACCUGAUCCCUCAAUUGACGCGAAUACAUACUCUAAUACAAGUAGCCAACAACUGACACUCCAUGCGAUUCUAAUUUACUGAAUAAAUUCAUUUGCCAAGCAUUCCGGAUGCUGCCUGAAAUGAUGCUGUAGCCUUUGAGGAUAUUGUUCCAAGGAGCCUACUUGAGUGUCGGGUGUCAAGGCUUGUUGACAUGCAACCAGUUAGUCAGUUAGUCACGAAACGUGGUGAUGCCUUAAACUCCACGCACAUUUACAUGGACAAAAACCUACACUUCCCUUGUCUGUCACGAAUGUUGAGUACAAUUUAUAUUUCAACUUAAUCUGCCGGUUGUGAGUGGUGUUGGUCCUUUAGCUGGUCGACAUUUGAGACAAAAUAUCCACAGGGACCUAUUAUUAAACCAACUUCAAAACGCAGGUCUGUGUGUGGCAAUCAAUAUGUUUGCUCAUGAACAAAGGCAUGUGCACAAGACCGAAGUACAUGCACGUGAGGUAUGCAUGAUAACUGGUGUUUACAUGGUUGUGUACAUGUGCCAGGUGAUAGAAAUUUCAACUUCAGUGUCAGCACUCUAAAAAGUCUAGCUAUUUGCCUCAAAUUCCAAGCAGCUGAAGGACCAACCACACAGGCAACCGGUAGAAUAAAUUCAAACUUAAUUUAUUCAACAUUCUGGCUUGUAAGGAACAUUUCCAUGAUUGUUUGUUUGUUAUGUUUGUUGUUGCUCUCCUAAUGUUUUUAAAAGGCUGUUCAUCCUGCCGUGUGCAUCAUUGCAUUAACAUGACCGGGAUACCACUGCAGCACUGUAAAGCAUGAAUGCUAUUAUUUCACAUACUGUAUAUGGUGGAGUUUCAAAAAAGAUACCCAUAGUGCAAUAUUUUGUCUUAGUUUCAAGUUUGUCAGUUUAUAUUGUUUUAUGUUUUUAAAUAAUAAAGAUAUGAUUAGAAUGUG
This is a messenger RNA of Oncorhynchus tshawytscha (Chinook salmon), 1926 nucleotides long. RefSeq names its product rho-related GTP-binding protein RhoB. Gene Ontology annotation, molecular function: GTP binding; GTPase activity. The record is from RefSeq and is a predicted model, not a curated record. The transcript has a single exon. Gene Ontology annotation, biological process: small GTPase-mediated signal transduction. Bases 201 to 791 code for a protein of 196 amino acids. Lineage: Eukaryota; Metazoa; Chordata; Actinopteri; Salmoniformes; Salmonidae.